AUGGCUUCGGAGGACCUGGUUUCAAAUCUGGUGCUGGCUAUGGACCCACUGCUGGUUUCGGAGGAACUGGCUUUGCAGGAUACGGGCCUGGUUUUUGGUUAUGGAGCAGCUGCCUUCAAGUCCGGUGCUGGCUACGGGCCCAUUGCUGGCUUUGGAGGGUCUGGCUUCAAGUCCGGUGCUAGCUUGGGCUCUGGAUACGGCCAGGGCUACGGCGCUGGCAGCUUCGGCUACGGAGGAGCUGGCUUCAAGUCCAAUGCGGGCUACGGCACCGGAUAUGGCCAAGGCUACGGUGCUGGCUUCGGCAAUCUCGGCGUCAGUUAUGGACUAGGCGCUAAGUAG
This is a messenger RNA of Rhipicephalus sanguineus (brown dog tick), 339 nucleotides long. RefSeq names its product keratin-associated protein 21-1-like. The transcript is spliced from 2 exons. Lineage: Eukaryota; Metazoa; Arthropoda; Arachnida; Ixodida; Ixodidae. The record is from RefSeq and is a predicted model, not a curated record. The coding region runs from base 1 to 339 and encodes 112 amino acids.